Molecule: messenger RNA, 4728 nt
Organism: Ornithorhynchus anatinus (platypus)
Lineage: Eukaryota; Metazoa; Chordata; Mammalia; Monotremata; Ornithorhynchidae
Gene: CALM1
Product: calmodulin 1
Exons: 6
Coding region: 16-825 (269 amino acids)
Molecular function (GO): enzyme regulator activity; calcium ion binding
Source: RefSeq, a predicted model, not a curated record
AAUACUAUUGGAUGAAUGAAUGAGGACAAGGGGAGGGAGGGGAGAGGGAAGCGGUGGAGGGCGAGGCUCAGCGCCGCAGCCACCGACUUUGGCCAACCCGGAGGCCGCGGUGCCGGCGGAGGGAUACAGCAACCUAUAUAUAGCGAGGCACCGCCGACCGGUCCUGCCAGCAUUUGUGGUGGGACCUGCCGGCGGGAGGGAGGGAAAAAAGAAAGAAAGAAGAAAGGGAGCCAGAGACACACACAGCUCCGUUACUCCGGUGGCGGCGGGGGUCACACCGGCAGCAGCAGCAGCAGCAGCCCAAGCUUCAGCUCAACCUUUCCCCCCCCAACCCCGGAGCCUCUCUCUUCUCCUUCCCCCCUCUUCACUCCCACAAUGGCUGAUCAGCUGACUGAAGAACAGAUUGCUGAAUUCAAGGAAGCCUUCUCUCUAUUUGACAAAGAUGGCGAUGGCACCAUCACAACAAAAGAACUUGGAACUGUCAUGAGGUCAUUGGGUCAAAACCCUACAGAAGCAGAGUUACAGGAUAUGAUCAAUGAAGUGGAUGCCGAUGGCAAUGGCACCAUUGAUUUUCCCGAAUUUUUGACCAUGAUGGCUAGAAAAAUGAAAGAUACAGACAGUGAAGAAGAAAUUCGUGAGGCAUUCCGAGUGUUUGACAAGGAUGGAAAUGGUUAUAUCAGUGCAGCAGAAUUACGUCAUGUAAUGACAAACUUAGGAGAGAAACUAACAGAUGAAGAAGUAGAUGAAAUGAUCAGAGAAGCAGAUAUUGAUGGAGAUGGGCAAGUCAACUAUGAAGAAUUCGUACAGAUGAUGACUGCAAAAUGAAGACCUUCUUUCACCUCUUUUUUCCCCUCUAGAAGAAUCAAAUUGAAUCUUUUACUUACCUCUUGCAAAAAAAGUUCAUUUAUUCAUUCUGUUUCUGUAUAGCAAAACUGAAUGUCAAAAGUACCUUCUGUCCACAAAAAAAAAAAUCUGCAUGUAUUGGUUGGUGGUCCUGUCCCCAAAAAAUCAAGUUACACAUCAGUUUUACAAUAUAAAUACUUGUACUACCUUAAAUGAUAAGGAAGCACUUAGUGAACUCCUUAAAGUUCCAUUUGCUAAUGAUUAUUACACUGUUUGGGCUGGCCAGUUUUUCAUGCAUGCAGCUUGACAAUUGAGCACAGUCAGACAUUUGUAUUAAAAAAGAAAAACAGAAAAAUUAAAAACCUACUCAAGUGGGUCUAGUUCAAUUUGUUAGCAUAAAUUGUCCUAGCUGGUUUACUUUAACAAAAUAAAAUAAAAUUGGUUUACCUCAGGAUGGUAUGCAGCAAAAUGGUUGAAGGAUGCAAAAUUUCAAGGUGUAGCCCUAAAGGUUGAACGGUUCUUCUCUACUUAACAGUGUGCUCCAUGAUGAUGAUGAUGAUGACCUUAAACUCUGGGUAGCAUGUCUGUGUUAUAUUGGUUUAACAUUGUUUGCAUUGCACUAUAGUGAAACGGGUGUCAGGCUGUUACCGUUCACAAAAAUUUUUCAAAAGAAACCUUCACCAAGGGAGCACCUUUGGACUCUCUGUUUUUAAAACCUUCUGUACCAUGACUUGGGAGCCAGCAGAGUAGGCUGUGGACUUCAGCACAACUAUCAACAUUGCUGUUCAAGAGAUUACAAUUUAUGUCCAUUCCAAGUUGUAAAUGCUAGUCUUUUUUUUUUCCAAUAAAAGACCAUUAACUUAAAGUGGUGUUAAAUGCUUUGUAAAGCUAAAAUCUAAAAUGGGGACAAGGCAUCGAGGGGAGGGGAGUGUUGCACUGCUCACCCAGUGCAUACUUCAAAAAUUUAUAUAUUUGGGUAUUUUUACUCAAAAUAAUUCAGUCGUGUGAGCUCCAAGAUCUUGUCUAGAACCGGCAAAUGCUGAUAAAAAUGCUGAUUAAUUUUUCCUAUUCCACAAAUGCAAAUCUAGUUGGUUCCCCCUCCGGGGUCAUGCUAAUUUACUGAUCACUGUAGACAGAAUGACUUUAACUGAAGAAAAAUCUCAUCUCUUUUUCUCUAAAGCAUGUAUUUGGGAUUCUUUUAAAAUGUGUGCUGCUGAUAAAUCUGUUUUGUGUAACUGUUACUGAGACCAUCUGUGGGAGAGAUCUAGUAUGUCAGUGUAACUAACUCAAUCUUUGCUGUCUGUGGUAGAAGCAGUAGCCACUUUUCUAAACCAAUCUCUUCAUCAUGCCUAAAAGACACUAUCCUUCACCAUAUGGCUUUACAAUGUUAGUUUCAUAUUUGCAUCUGACAUGGCUUCCUUCUACCUAUUUUAUUUUUACUUGAGAAGGGGAUUAUCCACCUCCUCUUUUGUUCAUACAGAACUAUGCCAUAUUCAUACGCUUGUUCACAGCUUGUAAGUAGAACUCCAGCCCAGAGUGAAUUUAGUGUCUAAUUAAAAACCCUAACCAAAACUUGGAAAGUGCUGACACCUGCUUUUACUUUAGGGUUGCCCCACUGAAGUCUGGUUUAAACCCACGGUGGAUCAAUUGAGUGGUGCCACCUCAGAUAAUGAUGGCUGGCUUUGGAUUUUUUCAGGUUAAUAUUGGCUGUGCCCACUUGGUGCAUGGUGUAGGUUUGGGGUUGGACUUUUGGGUUUUACCUGCUGAAAAUGUUGGGGUGCUGUUGGGGAAAUAUGAGAGCUUGAGUACUACUCGAAACUCAGGCAUGGCCAGCUCAGUUUAGUCAGGGGCCUUUUAUCCUGACCCUUCUCUCCUCCUCCUGUCCAUUUAUUGACCUGACUGUUUGCAAGCAUUUUUAAGAGAGUGUAGAUGGAUUCAAGGAGAGGAGGUGAACUCAAAUCAGGCCACUUUGCUGCUGUUAAUCCUUUUUGUCAACUAAGUAAAAGGUUGGGUAGGGGAGGAGGUGGAUAGUUAAUGACUUACUUUGGGGAUAAUCUGUUGGAUUUUAGUUUGCCAUCCUAAACCUGGUUCCAAUUAGGAUAAUUGGGAAUUGACCAUACCCUACUUCGAGCUUAAUAUUCUCGAAAUUCAGUGUCUUCACAGGCAAUUGUGAACAAUGGCUUAAUCAAAAGAUCCCUUUGUGUGUAGUGCCGGGAUCAGUUAACACAGAAUAAUUGCUACGGGAAUGGCUGCAGCUAGGAAUUUUAAUAACUCUAAAAAGAGUGGGAUGCUAGGGGAAGUAUCAGCUUGAUUCUCGAAUCAACCUCAGGUUUUAGGCCUGGGGCAAGAUGACUUUAAUGCCUUAGUGAAUGACUUCCUCUUGCUGCCUCAAGAGGGGGGACAGUUUUGUUUUUUGUUAUUGUUGUUGGGUUUUUCUCAUUUGUUUCUAAGCAAAACAAAAGCCACAAACCUCCAACCAACCUCACUCCCCCAAGGUCAUCCAAGGCAAAGCUCUCGUCUGUGAAAUUUCAAGAUUCUCCGGGGACACCCUGAUUCAAGAAUUCAGGACCCCAUCUAGUUCUGAGCACCAGGAUUAAUGACCCAGUUAACUCGAUUCUUGGCCUCUAGGACUUAGUGCAUGGCUAGGAUCAGGUAUCGAACUGAGGCCUUCCCCGGGGAAUGUCUACCAAGUGUACUGUGCAGAAACUAGGUGAAUAGGAGUAUAAUCCAACAGGCAGAUUCGACUGUAGCCCUUUUUUUCCCCUAAUUUUGUGGGGAAGGCAGACCAGGGGACUGAAGGGGUCUUGGUUUGAAUCAAGUGUUAGUGAAAACAGAAGCUGGAUUCACUGACCACUUGGAAGGUUAGUGGCAGUGCUCUUAAGUUAGUCAGCACCUUCCUCUUAACCCCCUAUCGUCUCCUAUCCUUUUCUGCUGUAUAAAUAUAUGUAUAAAGUGACUACUUUAACUCUGGCAUCCUGCUUCAGCCUAAGACUUGCCAUAAAACUGCUCAGUACUUGGCAAACACUUUUUUUUUCCCAUAGUUUCGUUCUCCAUCUGUUUGGGGUAGGUGUUUAGGAGAUAGGCAAACAUAUCUUGAGAUUUCAGAUGGGUUUUUGAUGCACUAUUGCCAAGGAAGGCUUUUUCUGAUUUUUGACAAAUGAAUUUUUGCACACACUUUAAUUGGUGUCUUUCAGCAACCUAAAACAUUGAAAAUUAGCUACUGUACAUAUUUUUAUAUUCUCUUUAUAAAUGCAUGUGUGAUUGUAUUUGUAUCUAUUGUAAUGGCUGUCCGGUAGGCCUAGAGCUGAUGUAUUGUGUCAAAGAGUAGCAUAUUAAUAGCCCCUCAGCAUACCGGGAAUUCAUUCCUAUUCAAAGAAUGUAAAUCUGGUCAAGUCUGCUCUUCCACUGCCCAAUAAUUUUUUUUAAUUUUGCGGCUACUUCCUCACUGCUGUAUCCUAAAUACUCUUUAUCCACUCAUCUUCUGACCGAUGACUAGGUUCCACUGAGCUGUCUUAAUUCACUCCUUCAGCUGGCAAUUUUUUAUUUUCCUUGAAGUUGGCUCUUAGGAGAGCAAAAGUUCUCUUCCACCUAUACCCCGACAGUAGGCGGUAGUGAAAUGAGUGGAGUUCUGUUUUCUCCAAUAGCUUGUUCAACACUUCUGUAGCGAAGAUGGAUGAUAGUUCUGUUACCAAAGUUGCCCUUCAAAAUGGCUAUUCUGAAAAGGAGAUGUACUUGAAAGUUUCUGUAAUUCUUUAUGGUGAGAUCAAAAUGUUUGGAGGUUUAAUCACCUCGUUGAUGGGGGACCAACAUAUGAGAUUGUAAAUAAGUUUAUUUAUAAACCUGGCACUGUAUUCAAUAAACAUUUCUGCAGCCUUUCAUCUCUAA